Messenger RNA from Wyeomyia smithii (pitcher-plant mosquito), 2124 nucleotides. Its product is annotated as testis-expressed protein 10 homolog. Gene Ontology annotation, cellular component: MLL1 complex; nucleus. The record is from RefSeq and is a predicted model, not a curated record. The coding region runs from base 91 to 2121 and encodes 676 amino acids. The transcript has 3 exons. NCBI's taxonomy places the organism in Eukaryota, Metazoa, Arthropoda, Insecta, Diptera, Culicidae.
UUUUGUUUAGGUUUAGCGGGUUUAGUGAGUUUUCCUUGAGAAAUUUCGAAAUAUUUUUUGCAAUAGUUAUUGCCUUAAAAAAUAACAAAGAUGGGAGGCAAUUCAAGAAAGUUUAAGAAAGCUGAAAAGAAUAAAAUAAAACUAAAAGGUGCUAAACUACCGAAGGGAACCAACAUAACAAAGACUAAUUUCAAAGUGCGAAAGAUUGUGCUGCCGGAUCAAAUCAAGCAACGAAAUCUGACGGAUGCGGCCGUACUAUCCAAUCGAAGCCUAACUGUGAAGGAUUGUCUGGCGAAACUAAGUCACACCAACCAAACAGCCAAAUGUGAUGGACUGCGAGGACUACGAGAAAUACUUUUUAAACUCCCGACCGAAAUUACUGAGAAGCAUCUCAGCGGCACUGUCAAAGCAGUGGUAGGCAUGGCAGUCGAUUUAAAACGGGAUGUUCGUCGAGAUUGCUAUAAAACGCUGGGUCUGUUGUUCUCAGCGUCUGGUCAAGAACGUGUAGCUCCGUUCUACGAUGUUCUUAUGUCCUUUUUGCGUUGUGCCAUGACACACAUCCAGCCCCGUAUUCAGGAAGAUUCACUACUCCUGCUGGACAUCUAUCUACAAUAUCUUCCUGGAAUGGUGUUACUAAAUCAGGAUAAGAUUUUUCCACAAUUUUUAGACAUGAUUUCUAAGUUAAGAAACGAAUCAAAACCUGAAAGGACCCUGACGUUGACUAUGAACAAGCAAACCACAAGUACCAAAUGGCGAACACGAGUUCUGAUGCGUUUAGUGGGAAUGCUAAAAAUAUUGAUCGAUCAUAAGACAGGUCACUUUGAGGAAAAUGUUCAACAGGAAGAAUCGGUGGCGAUGGAACUCGAUGAAGGAGAUAACCCAUUCGCAUCGAAAUCAUCUGAGAAUUUAUGCCGACCGAUGAAAGUAUACAAUGUGUUUGACUUGAAAUCCUCAGGUCACUAUCCUUUGGUUCGUCACAAUUCGUACGAGCCGUGUCCGUUACCAUCUUUAUUUCAAAAGACGAUUGGCGCUGGUAAGCUUACGCUAACUGACCAGCUCGAUGAUGGUCGGAAGCUUAAGACUUAUGUUCAAAUGUUGAUGCCCCUCCUUUUUGAGUCAUGGCUGGAAGUUCGCCCGGCUACUGACAGGAGUGAAGCGGCCGAACAUGUACUGUCAUCAGAAGCAAGUACAACUCUUGGUUUGCUCUUAGAUAUUGCCAUUCAACUUUGGGAACUAAUCGUCUUCUAUGGUCGUGAAACAAACAAUGCUAGUAUGGAAAGUUGGUUACGAGAGCAGUAUGCCGAGUCUUUCAAUGAUCACCUACUAAAAGGAUUUCCCUACCAUCAAAGCGUUGCAACAUCCAAUAAAAACCGUUUAACAGGUGAUAAAGAACGAAGUGUAACAGAUGAACAAUGCUACCUGCAGAAUUUCAGCAUUUGCUACUACUAUUGCUGCUUGAACGAAAACUUUCGAUCCGACCGAAACAAGAACUACACUAAAAUUGUGAACUACGUAGAAAGAUGUAUUAGCAAUUGGAAGUUUCGUUCGCCGGAAGUCACCAACUAUCUUUUAAAGGUUCUUCGCUUUAUGCUGCUGGAAACUGAUUGCAAAACAGUGAAUCAAAAUACCCGCGAUCUAUUGAAAACUUUGCUGGAGGUUUACAUUCAAGCCAAAUUACCACAGGCCACGAGAAAUAAUAUUUUGAUACUAUUUUGCGAUAUAAUAGUGCAAAAUGAUCACUUAUGGAGAGAGUACGGGCAAGAUAUUUUCACCCUCUGGCUCCGUAUGUUACCGAACCUGCUUCGGAAGCCAUCGGUGGACAUAACCGUUUUACGGGCACUGCUCUGUUUGGCCAAGCAAAAGAACACCAUCUUCGUUCAAAGUCUAGAGGAAAAUGCCGAAGAUAUAGUUAAUAAUCUGGCACCGAUCAAGGUGAACGGAGAACAGCACUUGAAUGAGGGAAAAAUAAUGAUUGUAAAUCUACUCUAUUGGAUCGAAAAACGUAGCACACUGGAACGUCUCCUGGAUGGCAAUCUGAUUAACCGAAUGGGGCUUGAUGCAGAAACUAGGUCAUACUAUCAAAGUACGCUUCGUGUACGAUUGAAGUGUCUGUCUAACUGAGAA